This is a messenger RNA of Polyodon spathula (Mississippi paddlefish), 2916 nucleotides long. RefSeq names its product gap junction alpha-1 protein. Gene Ontology annotation, molecular function: transmembrane transporter activity. The transcript has 2 exons. Gene Ontology annotation, biological process: heart development; cell-cell signaling. Lineage: Eukaryota; Metazoa; Chordata; Actinopteri; Acipenseriformes; Polyodontidae. Bases 151 to 1296 code for a protein of 381 amino acids. The record is from RefSeq and is a predicted model, not a curated record. Gene Ontology annotation, cellular component: connexin complex.
CAGGGAAAGUUUGACAAGCGGUGGUUCCCCUGUUGUCCAAAAACGUGGAUUUUAAGAAGAUACUGUAAAACGUUUCAGAACAAAUUCUCUGCAGUCCUCCGAGGCUUUCGUGUGAUUCUGGUGAAGCUUAGUAGAUAGCAUUCAGUCAAAAUGGGUGACUGGAGUGCUCUAGGAAGACUUCUUGACAAAGUCCAGGCCUACUCAACAGCAGGAGGAAAGGUGUGGCUUUCAGUUCUUUUCAUCUUUCGAAUCCUGGUCCUGGGGACGGCGGUCGAGUCAGCCUGGGGGGAUGAACAGUCUGCUUUCAAGUGCAACACUCAGCAACCAGGUUGUGAGAAUGUGUGUUACGACAAAUCAUUUCCCAUUUCCCAUGUGCGCUUUUGGGUCAUGCAGAUUAUAUUUGUCUCAACCCCAACACUACUUUACCUUGCUCACAUUUUCUACCUUAUGCGAAAAGAGGAAAGAUUGAAUAAGAAAGAGGUGGAACUGAAAGCAGUCCAGAAUGACGGUGGCGACGUGGACCUGCCUCUCAAGCAGAUUGAAAUCAAGAAGUUUAAGUAUGGUCUGCAGGAGCAUGGGAAGGUAAAGAUGAAGGGUGCCCUCUUGCGCACCUACGUUGUGAGCAUUAUCUUUAAAUCAUUCUUUGAAGUUGGUUUCCUGUUGAUACAGUGGUACAUUUAUGGGUUUAGUCUGGAGGCUGUAUAUACCUGCAAGAGGGAUCCAUGCCCACACCAAGUAGACUGUUUCCUCUCUCGUCCUACUGAGAAGACCAUCUUUAUCAUCUUCAUGUUGGUGGUGUCUUUAGUGUCCUUAGUGUUGAAUGUGAUUGAGUUAUUCUAUGUCUUUUUCAAAAGCAUAAAGGAUCGUGUGAAGGGAAAAAGAGAUCCUUACUCUUCUAAUGGUGCAAUGAGCCCGACAUCUAAGGACUGUGCCUCUCCAAAGUAUGCCUUCUACAAUGGCUGCUCCUCUCCCACUGCCCCCUUGUCUCCCAUGUCUCCUCCUGGGUACAAGCUUGCCACUGGGGACAGGACCAACUCGUGCCGCAACUAUAACAAGCAAGCCACUGAGCAGAAUUGGGCCAAUUACAGCACCGAACAAAACCGCCUAGGUCAAACUGGCAGCACCAUCUCCAACUCUCACGCACAAGCCUUUGACUUCCCUGAUGAUACCCAUGAUAAUAAGAAACUGUCACCUGGACAUGAGCUCCAUCCUCUAGCUCUUAUGGACCCUAGGCCCUUGAGUAGAGCCAGCAGCCAAGUCAGCAGCAGAGCUAGACCAGACGACCUUGAGGUCUAGCCCUAUUAACUUUAGAGAAUAUAGACAUUAAGAUGCCUUUUAUGAAAGGGGUGGUACUUUCCAUUUCAUAGUUUCCACUAGGAACUAGUAAACUCAGAGACAUAAUAUAGUUACACUGUUGGAGGUACUAUCCAUUAAUGAUGACAUCAAAACUAGAGGAGUUAUCAAGUUGACACUAAACAAAAAUCCAGCAGGGGACAGCGAGUACAAUACAAACAAACACAUUCAAAUAGUCCUAGUUUUUUUCUUUAGCAAGAUGAAGCCUUGGUGAGGUGUCUCAUUUAUGCUGGUUUGGUAAAGAGAAAGAGAGAGAGAGAGAGCGAGAGAGAGAGAAAGAGAGUGAGAGAGAGAUAGAGAGAGAGAUAGAGAGAGAGAGAUUUUUUUCUAUGCCCACACAAGAACAUUCCAUUUUGAGAUUUUGCACAUUGAUGUCACAUUGCCCAUCAUAUCAUAACUCUUAAAAUGGUUUAAAGAAAUGCCUACAUUUUAACUCACAUAAUCUUUUCCUAAAAUCCUGCACAAUGACCUUCAUUCUUUUCAAUGACCUUCAUUAUUUUAUGCUGUAAAACAAAUGGGUUUACAUUAAAAUGUAUUUAUUAGUUUUAAAAUGCAGGACAUCCACCACUAGACAAUGAAUGACUACUAAUUUAGGUCAUUACCAUAUUAAUAAUAUAUAUGAUUUCAAUAGACCCACUCACCAUAUUUAUUGAUUAAUGUUCCCUGUUUAAAAAUACUGUUUUAUUAUUAUUUUUUAAUUAUAGAUUACUUUAAUUUCCUGAUAAACUUUGAAUUUAUAUGGGGUAGUUUUCUUUGUCGUCUUUGAUUUUGUGAAAGAGUGAGCAUAUACACAGUGUAAUAAACUCCUGCUGUGUAAGUAGGGCACACCUUUUUCUUAAUAUAAAAUAUUUCCCUUGAAGCCCGAGAAGGGAUAAUGGUUUGUUUUUAAUAUAUGGUUAUUUGGGUUUUUGCUAAGCAUUAGCAAUUUUUUUUUGUUUUGUUAUUAUUAAUUUUUGGCGUGAAUGUUGUUUUUUUUUUCAUGAUGUAAUCAUUACUGUGUGAUAGAUGUGUAGUACUGUACAUCAAGAUAACUAUGUCACUAAUGUGAGAUUUUAGAAGAAUGCUUUUAGAGCUGGACUAAUGUUUAGUUGAAAAUAAGGAUAUACGCCAGUGUAGCCCAUUACUCACCAAACACUUUUGUGGAUUUUUAGUUUGAGCCUUUUUUUUUUUAAAAAUGUAACUUUUCAUUAUAGUAUUUUGUACGACUGGGUACUCAAAGUCAAGUUCUUGAGCUACAAUGGUGUUUGCACUGAGACUUUGGUUAGGAUGCGUUAUGAUGCUGAAGGGUGCUUAUUGUUACUAGUAUGCAUGUUACUAAUUUAUUCUACAAUACACCAGACUGAAAAUUCACUAUUCAAUUAUUUCUGACUUUUCCAAUGUAUUUCAAUAUUAUCGUCAAAGCAACAUGCAAGGUAUCUUCAUUCACAGAGCAGGCCUGUUGUACAAUGUUAAAUUUGAUAUUCCAUUAAAUCCACUGUUGUGCAGUGCUUAUUGCAUGUUAGCAACAAAAUGCCAUUAAUCAUCUCUAUUUUAACCAAUAAAUAUAUUUUUUCUUCUUAAAAA